AUGACUGCCUGCCAGGCUCCCCAGAAAACAAAAGCAGAUGACCGAGGAGCAGAUGAAAACACUUCGGAGCAGACAAUCCUCAACAUGAUUUCUCAGAGCUCUUCAGAUACAACUAUUGCAGGUUUAAUGAGCAUGUCAAGUACUUCUACUACAAGUUCAGUGCCUUCCCUUCCUACUCCUGAAGAGUCAUCCAGCAACUUAAGCAAUGUGGAAGUGUUGCCGACUGAGUGCUGGCUGCCUUCCCAACCUCCUUUUAAACUAGAACCUGCUCAUCAGACUAGUGAGAAUUUAGCACUUGUUGAUCAUUCCUUGCAACAGGACAGUUCAAAUGUGUUUAUUCCCCAGAAGCAGAAUAGUAAGAGUGUGCCGUCAGCUAAAGUGUCACUGAAAGAAUACCGUGCAAAGCAUGCGGAAGAGUUGGCUGCCCAGAAGAGGCAAUUGGAGAAUAUGGAAGCCAAUGUGAAGUCACAAUAUGCAUAUGCUGCCCAGAAUCUCCUGUCUCACCAUGAUAGCCAUUCUUCAGUCAUUCUGAAAAUGCCCAUAGAGGGCUCAGAAAACCCUGAACGGCCUUUUCUGGAAAAGGCUGACAAAGCAGCUCUCAAAAUGAGAAUCCCAGUGGCAGUUGGAGAUAAAGCUGCCUCUUCAAAACCAGAGGAGAUAAAAAUGCGCAUUAAAGUCCAUGCUGCAGCUGACAAGCUCAGUGCUAUAGAUGACGGUGUCACAAAGAGCCAAGAGCACAAAGAAAAGCACAAGACUCAUCCAUCUAAUCAUCAUCAUCAUCACAAUCACCACCCAAACAAUCACUCUCACCAACAGCUUCCUAUUGGUACUGGGAACAAACGUCCAGGUGAUCCAAAACAUAGUAGCCAGACAAGCGCCUUAGCACACAAAACCUAUAGCUGGUCUAGUUCUUUCUCUAACAGUUCUACUCGUAAAAGGGGCCCCCCUGAAGAGACUGGAGGGGCAGUGUUUGAUCAUCCAGCCAAGAUUGCCAAGAGUACUAAAUCCUCUUCCAUAAAUUUCUCCUUCCCUCCCCUUCCUACAGUGGCCCAGUUGCCUGGGCAUAGCUCAGACAUGAGUGGCCUUUCUUUUUCACAGCCCAGCUGUAAAACUCGAGUUCCUUAUAUGAAACUCGAUAAAGGGCGCACUGGAGCCAAUGGUCACAAUGCAGCCCAGACGAUAGACUAUCAAGAUACUGUGAAUAUGCUUCACUCCCUUCUCAGUGCCCAGGGUGUUCAGCCCACUCCACCCCCUGCGUUUGAAUUUGUUCAUUCCUAUGGAGAAUAUCUGAAUCCACGGGCUGGUGGAAUGUCCUCCAGAUCUGGUAAUACAGACAAACCCCGGCUACCACCUCUACCAUCAGAACCUCCUCCACCACUUCCACCCCUUCCUAAGUAAAAAAAGAAAAAGAAGAGGAAAAGACUUAUGUGAAAACACAUACUUUUUUUUUUUAACUACUGAUUCUGGACUAAGAAAAUUACUUCCCUUAUGAAAUACAUCACCCUUCUUGGACUAGGGAAUAAAUACUGAGGUGUAGGUGGGAGGGUGGUAAAGGGGCUUGGUUAUUAUAUCUACUGCCUCAGAAAUUUAACUAUUUUAUUAUAGUUUUUACUGGUAUUAGAGAGGUGAGAAUGUGUUGAAGCUGUGAAGGAUUAAGAAUACUUUAUUCUUGGCCUCUCCACCUCCUAAUUAGGUUGAUUAGAGUUAGUAUCUUCCCUCUUCUUGCCAGGACUGAAAUAUGGAAGGUUUGUUUAUCAAACACUUGUGGAUCCUUUUGGUGUUUAAUAUAUCAGAAGAGAGGAAGUGUUUAAACAUCAAAAUCUUUUAAGAGACUUAAAAAAAAUAAUUUAAAGAAAGUAAGUUAUCUGUUUAGUUUUUAUAUAUAAUUGGGGAGGGAAUAAGGAUAUUACUGUGUGUAUAAGAUACAUAGCAGUGACUUCUGGGGGGUGGGAUUCAAGGGUUGGGGGGAUGUGCAAGGGGAAUGGAGUGUUUGACUUUUGGCCAUGAGUUCUGAGAUAGGCUCCAGCCACUUGAAGUGUUGAGACCUUUAAGUAUGUAUGUGAGUGUGGGUAUGUGUGUUUUUAAGUGUGUGUAAAACCAUGUUCACACCCUGUCCCUCACCAUUCUCACUUCCCAACAGUCUACUAGAGAGAACACGGUGUGGCCUUUAGAAUGUAAAGGAAGGAAGAGGCAUGUAUUUAACAUGUAUUUUCCCUGGUCUUUAUGUUGUAGUUGAGUGGUAGCCUUCUAAAUUAUAGUUGGGGCAAGUGCAGCCAAUGGCCUCACUCUGGAUGCCAUCAUAAAAACUUCUUUUUUAACCUUUACCCUUUUUCAAAGAUGGGGAUGAGGAAGGAGGAUUGGAGAGCAAGGCCAGCUUCUGUCCUACAGAAUUGGGUGUGUCUUUUUCAAGUCUGGCUUUGGGAAAAUGUUUAAGAGCAUCCUCUGUAAAAGCCCAGACUAUAUAUGAGAAUUCUUCUGGGAGAAGCCAUGCAGCUAGAAGAUACUGAAAACAACAGAAUUAUGAUUGGGAAUUCUUAGGAUAUUUUAUUUUAAAUUACAUUAUAAUGCAAGACUUGUUUUUUAUUUGUGUAUAUGAAGGGAAACACCUGCAGCCUCAAUUUUUGCGGCCCAUACAACUUCAGAGAUUGGAGCUUGUGAAUUUAACAGUACUGGUGUCAUGAGGGUGAGCAGGCUGAGCCCACAGAUACUGUUAAUGUUCAGAUUGUCCACCUUUGGGAGCUUUAGCUUCUAGGCACAGGAUUUUCAGGAGAUAUCUAAAAGCCUUUAAAAAAUAUCAAUCAGGAGUCCUAUUUUUAGGGAUGUUUGAUUAUCCCAAAUUUUAGGAGUGAACAUUUUGUUGAGGAAGGAAAUCUUCCAAGAGGCUAGAAAAUUCUAAGCCAAGUUGUCUUUAACUAAAAAUGCCAUCAAGCCACAGAUCAUUUGGAAUAAUAUUCUUGGUCUUCAUGGCAUUUUUUGGUGUGGAAAAGAUGAUGGAAAUUGAAUUUGUCUUCUAGUUUUUAAUGCAUCUUCCUUCACACCAAAUAUUCUUUAUAGAGAAGAUGAAUUUUUUUUUCAUUGGAAGUCAUAGGAAGGUAGGAGUUGUGCUGCUACUUGCCAGGAAGAGGUUGGGGAAAAACUGAGGCAGCUGGAAUUGAUGGUGCAUUAACCUAAUAUGAGAAGGAAUUUGUACAGUAAACCUUAAGGUGAAUUAGCAUCCUGUGUCUCUGCUUAUUUGAACUGUCUGGAGUACUUGCCAUUGCUAUGUAAAUAAGCUCUUUGCUGACCUAUAAACUGUAAUAUUCUGGACUUGGAAUGUCACUUCAUUUCUGUAGAUGGCAUUUUUCUCCUUGAUAUUUUCUGUGUUGUUCUCGGUAAUUGAUAGAUGUGUUUACUAAAUUUAGGCUUUCUAAUUGUCUAGAUUUUGUUUGUUGGAGUCUCCUUUUCUUCCUGAACUUCCCAAAAGGUUUAGUUUGUAUCUGUAUCUUUGUGGAAUUGAUGAUCACUGAUUUGAUGAUGAAAAUGUCUUUUCCAGCUUUCAGUUUUUCACACCAAAUGUCAUUAUUUCUAAUGAUAUGCACUCUCAUAUACAUAGCCACUUGGCCUCAUAGCAGUUCUCCAUGGCAUGGAGUUGGUUGCUUAGAACUUUGUCAGGAGUAAACUAGAAAAAAGUGUUUAUUAAAGCCGAAGAGCUGCAUUAUGCUGCACAGUCUGGCCUUUGCACUAGUACAUCAUUGCUGAUACAGAUCAACUUAGGGACUUUACUAUAUUAAGGCCUCCUGAUGCUGUUUUAAGUUACCUGCAGUAUCUGCUUUUAGACUUAUGCAUGUCUGGGCUCUCUCUGAAGUUGCUGCAUUGUCUUUGGGCUAGUAGAUGUGCCUGUUAGGUAGCAUGGCUGUUAAGUCCAAAUUCCAUAAACUUAGGCUUCAAAGGGUUGUGUGGUUUCUAAACUGUGUCUUCUCUACCCUCACACCUUCAGAGGGUGAGAAAUGGGGAUUUGUACAGCGAAAGUUAGUCUAGUAAAUGGCUUUUUUUCCCCCCGACUUUUAAACCUAGACUAUCAAGGAUAUAUGUGGUAAAACAGGUCUGUCUGGAGCCUCAGGUUCUGUAAAUCGUGCUCCUAAAACUUUGCUUGCCCCUCAUGUUGGUAAAAAAAUGCCUGUGGAUUGUCCUUGGGGCUUUUAGUCAGAUGUCUGUGUUUCUGUUAGCCGAACUCCAGUGAAGCAUUAAUCUAAAAGCUAUAUUGGUCUUCUGAAGUAUCAGUUAUGCUUUCUGGGUUUAGAAAGUGCUUAGGAAUUAGUCUAGUGUGUUUCCAUAUCUGAGACCCCCAGCUUCCUCUUUUUUAAAAAGCGAUUUUAGUGUUUGAUUUAAUAUAUCCUUUUUCAUAGUUCUGUGUUAUUGGCUUCACCAGUGUUGAUAGAGAAAAUUUAAAUCUCCAGUUGGAAGCAGCAAUGGAUCAGGAUAUAGAAAUAAAUCAUGGUAACAUCAGUGCUGAAUGUCCUUAAACCUCUGCUGCCUAAUUCCCUGUAUUGAAAAUGCAUACCCUUCAUACUUUGCAUCUGGACAAAGGCAAUUAGAGGAGUCUUAUCCUGGUAUGAUUGGGUUUUCAACAUACUGUGUUUUCCACAGAAACACAG
Manis javanica (Malayan pangolin) is the source of this 4634-nucleotide messenger RNA. Lineage: Eukaryota; Metazoa; Chordata; Mammalia; Pholidota; Manidae. The record is from RefSeq and is a predicted model, not a curated record.